UAUUAAUUCUAUAUUUAUUUUUUGACUGACUGAUGCAUGUACAGUAGCAGUCUGAUCAGCUUCUCGUGUAUGACAAAGGGGUUUCGUUUGGUACACAGCGCAAUGGAGAACACGCGAGUAUCUGUGCUAACCCUACUCCUUUUUGCGUUGAUAAACGGCUAUUGGUGUUUGGAUGUAACCAUUUUUAAAAAUCCUGUGAAGAUUGGGGAUGAUGUGGUGUUUGAGAUUAACCCCCCCUCAGUGCCACAAUCAGGAUCCUGGAAUUCACAGACGCUGUUGGCCUUUUGGGUCGACUCUAACGUGGUUUCGGGCGUUGGAUAUAAAGGGAGAAUCUCUGUGAAUACUUCCACUGGAUCACUGACGCUGAAGUCUGUAAGACUCAGUGACUCCGGAAAUUAUUUUGUUCAGGGUCAAACCACAGAUGGAGUUGAAUUCAGUGGAAAUACUACCUUGACUGUUUUUGAACCUGUCUCCCAACCCACAGUCCGCUCCAAUGUGACUGAUCCAGUGGAGUUCAAUGACACUGUCAGUUUGACCUGUACAGCCUCUGGCUCUGCCGUCUCCUACCAAUGGCUCAUUGGGAGCUCAGUGCUUAGAGACAGUGAGCGGAUUCACCUGAGUGAUGACAAUAAAACACUGACCAUACCCAGGGUGUUGAGAUCUGAUGAUGGGACCCUGUAUUGCUAUGUGUUUAACCCUGUCAGUAACAGCACCAGCGAGGCGUUUCAUCUCAUCGUGAGCUAUGGGCCAGAUGACAUGACUAUAAACCCCCCCGACCCAAUCUAUAGUAGUGCGGGAUCAGACCUCACUCUGUCCUGUUCUGCACAGUCCAGCCCACCUGCUCACUACCAAUGGUUCUUUAAUGGAGCCCCUCUUAACAAACAGGGCUCACAGCUGAAUAUGGCUCACAUUCAACACAAUCAGACUGGAAACUAUACCUGCUGGGCCUCUAACAAUAUAACCCUUAGGUAUGGUGAUGUAACAAGAAGCAUAUUUGUUAUAGAACCGAUAACUAAUGUGACUUUGAACCCCACCCCUGCACAGCCAAUACUGAAUAACACAUUCAAUCUAACCUGCGAGGUGUCUGGGUUAGGGGUUGCUGAUUCAAGGCUCUGGAUGAUGGAUGGUCAUCCCUUGUCCACUAAUGACAGGAUAACACUAUCAGUGGACAACAGCACGGUCUCCUUCAACCCAGUACUACUGUCUGAUAACGGCACAUAUCAGUGUACAGCUUCUAACCUUGUAAGCAAUGAGACUGGAGCUGGAUACAAAUUAAUUGUCAACUAUGGACCAGAGGAGGCCUCCAUUAUGGCACCAGACUUGGCAGCUAGUGGUUCAGCGAUAAUGUUAACAUGUUCAGCUCACUCUCAGCCCCCCAGUCACUACACCUGGUAUCUCAAUGGGAAACAGACUGCCAAUGGCUCACAGUACAUGAUAGAUCAUGUAAGCGCUGAUAAUCAGGGAAAUUACACCUGUGUGGCUUGGAAUUCUGUGACUGGAAGGAACAGUUCUGCCAUAAAGGAGCUUACAGUGAUAGAACUGAUAACUGAAGUUUCUGUGAACCACACCCCUGCACAUCCAAUAUUGAACGACAAUCUGAGUCUGACCUGUGACGUGUCUGGAACUGUUGACUCAAGGCACUGGCUGAAGGACGGUCAGUCCCUGUUUACUGAUGACAGAAUAACAUUGUCUGGAAAGAACAGCACAGUCUCCUUCAACCCAGUCCUGCUGACUGAUAACGGCACAUAUCAGUGUACAGCAAAUAACCCUUUUAGUAAUAAGACCAGCGAUGGAUACAUAUUGGUCGUCAACUAUGGACCAGAGGAGGCCUCCAUUAUGGCACCAGACUUGGCAGCUAAUGGUUCAGCGAUAAUGUUAACAUGUUCAGCUCGCUCUCAGCCCCCCAGUCACUACACCUGGUAUCUCAAUGGGAAACAGACUGCCAAUGGCUCACAGUACAUGAUAGAUCAUGUAAGCACUGAUAAUCAGGGAAAUUACACCUGUGUGGCUUGGAAUUCUGUGACUGGAAGGAACAGUUCUGCCAUAAAAGAGCUUACAGUGAUAGAACUGAUAACUGAAAUUUCUGUGAACCACACCCCUGCACAGCCAAUAUUGAAUGACAAUCUGAGUCUGACCUGUGACGUGUCUGGAACCGUUGACUCAAGGCACUGGCUGAAGGACGGUCAGCCCCUGUCCACUGAUGACAGAAUAACAUUGUCUGGAAAGAACAGCACAGUCUCCUUCAACCCAGUCCUGCUGACUGAUAACGGCACAUAUCAGUGUACAGCGAAUAACCAUUUAAGUAAUAAGACCAGCGAUGGAUACACACUGGUCGUCAACUAUGGACCUGAGCAAGCAUCCAUUACAGGACCACAAUUGGCAGCUGUAGGUUCAUCUGUAACAUUGACCUGUUCAGCGCCCUCUCAGCCCCCUUGUGGAUACACUUGGUAUUUCAAUGGGACAGAGACUGCCCAGGGCUCACAUUACAAGAUGAGUCCUGUGAGCUCUGCUAAUAGUGGGCCAUACACCUGUGUGGCUCGAAACUCAGUGACUGGAAACAACAGUUCUGCUGUAAUGGAACUUAUUGUGAUUGAACUGAUAACUGAAGUUUCUGUGAACCACACCCCUGCACAGCCAAUAUUGAACGACAAUCUGAGUCUGACCUGUGACGUGUCUGGAACCGUUGACUCAAUGCACUGGCUGAAGGACGGUCAGCCCCUGUCCACUGAUGACAGAAUAACAUUGUCCGGAGAGAACAGCACAGUCUCCUUCAACCCAGUCCUGCUGACUGAUAACGGCACAUAUCAGUGUACAGCAAAUAACCAUUUAAGUAAUAAGACCAGCGAUGGAUACACACUGGUCGUCAACUAUGGACCAGGGCAAGCAUCCAUUACAGGACCGCCAUUGGCAGCUGUAGGUUCAUCUGUAACAUUGACCUGUUCAGCACCCUCUCAGCCCCCUUGUGGAUACACUUGGUAUUUCAAUGGGACAGAGACUGCCCAGGGCUCACAUUACAAGAUGAGUCCUGUGAGCUCUGCUAAUAGUGGGCCAUACACCUGUGUGGCUCGAAACUCAGUGACUGGAAACAACAGUUCUGCUGUAAUGGAACUUAUUGUGAUUGCACCAAUAUCCAACAUUAAUGUGAAACCCACCCCUGCACAGCCAAUAGAGAACAAAACAUUCAGUCUGACCUGCAACGUAACUGGGACCGCUGACUCAAGGUUCUGGUGGAAGGACGACCAGCCUCUAUCCACUUCUGAAAGGAUAACAUUGUCUGGAGACAACAGCACAGUCUCCUUCAACCCAGUCCUGCUGACUGAUAACGGCACAUAUCAGUGUACAGCUUCUGACCCUGUAAGCCAAUUGAAUAGCACUGGAUACAGAUUGGAUGUGAACUAUGGACCAGAGCAUGUCUCCAUUACAGGCCCAGCCUUAGCAGUUAAGGGCUCAACGGUAACAUUCACAUGUUCGGCUUACUCUCAGCCCUCUUGUGAAUACAUGUGGUAUUUCAAGGGGAAAGAGACGGCCAAGGGCUCACAAUACAAGAUAUCUGCUGUAAGCACUAAAAAUAAUGGGGGAUACACUUGUGUGGCCUGGAACUCGGUGACCGGAAGGAACAGUUCUGCAGUAAAGGACCUUGUUGUGACUGACCCUAAUGGUUCUGCUUCCUUGGCAUCUGGACAUGCAGUAGAGGUGGCGAUUGCUGUUCUGGUUCUUCUGCUUUGUGUUUCAGGGUAAAAUGCUGCAGAUGGGGAUUCAGGGGUUUUGUAGAUCAUUGAGCUCCAAAGGAAGUAAUUGGAAGAAUAGAUUUGUUUUAACAUGUUCUGAACAUUAUAUAUCUAUAUUAUUAAUUAUUUUUCAACAGCUUUGAUUGCUUGACUUUGUAAUGUUUUUAAUUAAUGGACCUCCCCUCCCACCCAAGCACAGAAUGCCCCAUGGAAAAUCUGACAGAUUUGAAUCACUAACACUAAAAUUGGGUUUUCCAGAGGAUUUACAUUACAGAUUUAAAGAGAUAUUAAGUUUAAUUAAUAUACACAACAUUAUAUUGGGCUGUUCAUACUUACUAAGGGUGUGUUCUGUAUUUUCAUUAAACUGCAUUGAUGUUAAUCCCUCUUUGAGAGCUGUAACAACUUACCUGGGCACAAUGUACUGUUCCUUUUCUGUAUUAAAGACAGCAUACAUAAAAGAAACUCUAAAAACACGCUAGUGUUGUCCAACAGGUUGUAUUGAAAACGCCCCUUAAUUUAAGUUAUACAUUCUAGUUGUAGGCACGUGUAAUAUAUAUAUAUAUAUAUUUAUGACUUUGAUGAAAAUGUGAAACAGUAAUUUAAAAAGUCAUUGCUUAUCAUUACAGCACAAUGGUUAAAAAAACGAUACUAUGCUUUCUGCAGUUACAGCUAUUUAAUAUUUUAUUAAACUACUUUCAUUGUUGUAUAUCAUGUCCUGUAAACUGUGAUGCUUAAUUUUCAUUUACUGUACACCUUUAUAAGGGAAAGUUGAAAAUCUAGGCCACCCUGUCAAUGAAAACCAUAAAUGCUUGUCAUUCUGACUUCCAGUUGUUCCCCAAACCAAACAUUAAUAAAAUUACACCAAACAAAUGUAAGAA
Messenger RNA from Acipenser ruthenus (sterlet), 4606 nucleotides. Its product is annotated as carcinoembryonic antigen-related cell adhesion molecule 5-like. Bases 37 to 3738 code for a protein of 1233 amino acids. Lineage: Eukaryota; Metazoa; Chordata; Actinopteri; Acipenseriformes; Acipenseridae. The record is from RefSeq and is a predicted model, not a curated record. The transcript is spliced from 16 exons.